CCUUCACGCUCGCAUCGAAGGUAGACCGAAGUAACAACUAGCAUUAAGAGGUGACGCUUUUCGCCAAAAUGGCGAGCUCAAAUAUGAAAGAGAGAGAUGAAAUACUUUAUCACGACCUGACCCUCACGGACAAGGCAGUCCUUGAGGGUGAGGUCGUGUCUCACACCGAGGAUAACCUGGUUUUACUCGGCGACACGUGGCCCAGUUGACUCGAGGAAGGACUCUGUUUGACUCCGAAGAGCGAUGCCAUUCCCCAUCGCCAAGGAUCCUUCGGGAAGCGGCUGCGUUGGGCCCAGUCCUGCAGCGACAUCAGCGAGUGCUGCUCUGGCUGCAGCGACGUCCGACCGCUCCCAGGAUUCUCAACAACGUCUUCGGGCUACCACUCGGGGCGAGGGACCUCCGUGGUCAGCUCCGACGCCCCAACUGGCCCCCACCUUGAUGUCAGCGACAGCGAAGACGACGACGACGACAGCGACUGGGGCGAGGACGAGUGGCCCCUAGAGCGCCCCCUACCCCUGCCGGAGUGGGGGUGCGAGCGCCCCGACCUCAAGUUCUCCUGCCUCCAACACUACUACGGUUUUGUAGCGAGGGCGACCCGGACCCUCCACGUCGCCCUCGACACCCACUGCUACGACAGUUUCUCCAACUUCCUCACCUUUAGUAAGGAAUACCUAGCGUCUCAAGAGGAAUAUGACGACCUGAUGGAGUUCUACCGUGACUACGAUCCCCCACUCGUGCCGGGGCGUUACACCUGCGUCGGGCUAGCGGGUGACCUCGCCACCAGACUCUCUCCCCUCGAGGUGCUUUAUCCCGGCCUGAAGGACGCCACAUACCAGGUUUCUUGUGAGGAAGAAGUAGAGGACGUGGACUGGUAUUGCUCCGGCAGUGUCCCGCCCAACACUACUAGUAUGAAAGAACAUGUUAUGCUGUGUGUGAGGGUGAGCGUGUGCGGCCGUCCGGGAGUCAUGCUCUUCGACCCGGGCUACCACGUCGGCCAGCCCGUGACUGUGAUGGAGGACGGUCUCGCGCCGCAGUCGGGUCCUAUCCGAGGCAGCACGGCCCGCGCUGAGGUUUCCAGGACCUUCCACUACAAGUACCAACCGAACAACCCCGCCUUCGUGGUGUGGGAAGUGACGGAGGAGCGGGAGGGAAAGCCGCCUCGCCACUUUAACAACCUGAUCCACAUCUCGAGGCCUUUCCUCUCCAGCGUUGACAUAGCGGAAAGAAGGAACCUCGUCUACGGCUUCAAGACGCUGCUGGGGAGGGAGUGCACCGGCCAGCUCACCUGCGGACUCUACUUCCCGGUCCGCGAGUGCGCCAAGACCUCGGUCACCCUUUUCCACCUUGUCGCCGGCCGCCCGUGCCACCGCAAAGUCCCCCUCGCCUAUUUCCUCGAUGAAGGAUUCGAAGAGGAGGACGUUGAAGUGGCUGCGGCUGCGGUGGCGAAGGGCACAGGCAGGACGAAGGAGGAGCUACGUCACAGCCUGGUCGCUCUGGCUCACCUCCUUCAGGACAGCGACUUCGUAAAGCAGGUAAUGGAGCUGGACAAGCGCAUCGCUGACAUUGUCAAGAACCAAGGAGAGGCGUAGGAAGACAGUGUUAUUUUCAUAUUCGGAAUGUAAGGUCGUAAAGCUAAAAAUAAAUCUGGGAAACCUGA
This is a messenger RNA of Penaeus indicus, 1657 nucleotides long. RefSeq lists its product as uncharacterized. Bases 702 to 1589 code for a protein of 295 amino acids. NCBI's taxonomy places the organism in Eukaryota, Metazoa, Arthropoda, Malacostraca, Decapoda, Penaeidae. The record is from RefSeq and is a predicted model, not a curated record. The transcript has 5 exons.